ACGAGACGACGGCGACGACGGCACGAGACGAUCCGCUCGCUCCUCUCGGUCGGCUCGGUCGUAGCGGAGCGAAGCGGAAAGCGCAAAGCCCAUACCACACCACACACCACCAGCUUACUCGCACGCUCGCUCGCAAUAACUUUAAACUCGGGGCAAGAUGGCGGCCGCGGCGGCGGAGGCCCCGUCCGCGCACCUCGCGCUCGCCACGGGCGACAAGAUCCUCGUGACCGUCGAAUCCGCGCUACCCGACAUCCUCGUGGUAUCUUUCGUCCAUGGCGCCAAGUGCUUCCAAGGUGCGCUCCUCGACGCCACCAAGAGGGGCCUUCCCUGCGGUGUUCAACCCCCGGAGCCGGUGCCGGAUCCCGAUGGCGACAAACUGGCGACGAUCGCGGCACGCUUCAGUUAUUUCCAGGAGAAGAGGAGCGCGUCGUCGGCGGCGGCGGCCGCCGUCGUUGCCAAGGUUGACCUCCGUAGGAGCAUCAAUCCACCGGCUAGAUAUAAGAACGCGAGGCCUACGGUGAGGCUGAGACCUCGCCAGGUGCUCUGCAGCAAGUGCCGAUCGAUCUGCAACGAGAACAGUGAGAAUGUUGACGUGAGCAAGAAGCGGAAGCACGAGGACGUUCAGCAACAGCAAUCGCAGCAGCUGAUCCCAGGAUCUACGAGAAGAAGCGACCGACGUUGCGGUCAGCAACCGCAGAAGACUCAACGAACGUUGCUGUCGGAAUGCCGGACGAAAAGCACGAUCUCCAAUCAAGCGACGAAGACGGCAAGUUCGAGUACCGACUCGUCGAAGCUGGGAGCGUCGCUGAUCCCAAAACUGUCGAGACUACAGCCCAACGAGAUCAGCGACGCAAUUCAAGGAUCCGGUCAAUUAUCUGACAAAGUGAAAGUUGCGACGAGCGCGCAAUCUUCACAUUGGUCUGUCAGAAACGAAGAGGAAGUGUCCUUGCUGGCGUCGUCGCAAGAACGGGUGGAGUCCACAGUCGAUGACAAUAAUCCUUCGACGGCUUAUUGUGCCACGCCGAGAAGGCUCAGCAGUUCGUCGGUGGAGAGCGCGAAAAUUCCCGAAGAAGAGGACAAGAAGACCUUCGCGGCCGCGGAUUCGACGAUGAGACCGAAAACUGGCAGAGUGCCGAGGAAGAAGCGCUCGGUGGGCUCGAUGGAGGAUCUCUGGGAUGAAUCGGUGUUCGAGGAUCCCACGAGAACCGCCAGGACCACGCCGGUGAUCAAGAUCUCAUUCGGUGCGCAAGGCGAGGGUACUGUUCUCAAGAUACCAGCGAAACCUCAGGAUCCUGACGCGUACGAGCAGGAGACGGACGACGCCGAUGACGCUCAGCAAGAGAGAGAUCCUCUGGAGCUGCCCAGAUCCUUUGGCGACGAUUACGAGGGCGAAGAAGACGGGCAGGAGCAGGUGGAUCCUCAGAAGCAAGGCGGCGUGAUAAAGGACGCCAGUGCAAAGGCAGCGAAACGGGCUCUGAAGAAGGCCAAGAAAGAGGCUAGAAGAAAGAUGUUGGGCGGUGUGUCACCAGCGAGAUCGCCAUGCAAUGGAUCGCCGAGAUACAACCCCACGUACGAUCCGCUCUUAUAUCAUCGUCGGAAGCAUAAGGUGAAACAUAAAAAGAAACACAAAGAAGGCCGAAAGCACAAGAACCAGCAACAACAGGAACAACUGCAAUCUGAGCAGUCCUGUUUAGAUUCCACAGAAUCGCAGGAACAAGAGCAGCAGCAGCAGCAAGAACAACAACAACAACAACAGCAGCAGCAGCAGCCGCAGCAGUCGCAGGAACAUAAUUGGAAUGUCUUACCAGGCGGCGGUGAAUCUUACCGAGCCAUCAAGGAGCAGUGCCUGAAACAGAAGCUGUCGAUAUCUCUGAAGAGGCUGAACACAAAUGCGUACGCGCGUUGUGAUUACCCCGUGAGUAACGCGUCCUCUGGCUGCAAGAGUUCCGGUGGUAGCAGCGACGAGUUGAGCGAACACGAACCGGAAGUCGAAACCGCGCCGGAUUUUCCACCCCAUCAGUCGACCCCUCUGGUUAUGCGCCUAGCUGCCACCCCCGUAGCUCACUGUCUUACAACCAACGGCCGGCGGAUGGACGUGGGCGAUGUCGUAUGGGGCAAAGUUCACGGCUUUCCUUGGUGGCCUGGCAAGGUGCUAAGUAUCACGGUAUCUUGCAAGGAAGACGGUACCUCAUCAGGUCCUCAGGCUCACGUGGCUUGGUACGGAUCGUCGACGAGUUCGCUAAUGUCCUGUGAUCAAUUAAGUCCCUUUCUCGAAUCUUUUAAGGCACGGUAUAACAAGAAAAAGCGCGGCCCGUACAAGGAAGCGAUACGGCAGGCCCAAAGCGAGGCUCAAAGUCAAAUCACGCCUAAUUCACCAACCAGCAGCGUGUUGAACGUCUGCAGUUCGCCCCGCGAAGUCAACGUCCUCUCCUAAGGGAAGUUCUCCGACAACCAUUCCUUACUAACGAGCAUCCGUCGCCGUGAUAAUUGAAGUGUUCGUGGCAAGAGAGAGAGAGAGAGAGAGAGAGAGAGUGCCGAUCGGUAAUUAAUAAUAUCUUUAAACUUGUUCAACUUUUCUCAUCGACAUACGAUUCUUCUUCUUCUUCUUGUAGAACGUUCUCUUUACGUUUUCUAUAAGCGUAAUGAGUUUAAAUGUUUGGAGAAACGUUCAACUUAAAAGAUUCUUGAGAAUUUUCAAUUGCUUUUCUCGCGGAUCUUAAACUUUGCGUUUGUUUCAAACUUCUGAGACUUGAAGUGGACUUCAGAUCUUUGAAAUUUCCGGUACUGAUUUCAACGUACAUUUCUUUAUCGUGAUAAUUAUUGCUGCUAAUCGCACUAAUGACUGAAUUCCGAAAAGAUAACGUACUUACGCCACGUGUGCGAGCCGACAUUGACCUGCUCCGAGCACUUGGAUUAACGGCGGACGCGGAAUUGUCGUGUAACAUAUGAAAUUUUGUACAUACCCAUUAGCGCUAAUGAAAUAGUUACUGAUCAAUGUUUUGUCAGCCAUCUGUCUCGCUAUCAGUCGCUUGAAGCCAGUCGCGCCGGCAUGUAUUAACUACAUCCUUGACUGACAUCUUCCGAUAUUUUUUACAAUUCUACAAUUUUAUGCUAAAAAUUCCAACUUUUAGUAUACUACUAAAAAUGUUUAUAAAACUUUUUUUAUUGAUACGAUCAGUACUUAAGUUUUGAGAUAUGUAAUCUUGAAUUGUUUGUCGUUCUCUGACAAGUCAUUCUUUUACUUAUCGUUUGUAAAUUCUGAAGCUCUACAAUUGCAAUAUCUUUGUUUGUUCCGAGAGCUUCAUGUUUUUAAUAUAAACGAUUUGCAGAUUUUAAUUAAUAGAAUUGAGACAUAUUCGUGCAUUCUAAUGAUGUAACUUAAUAUUUUUUUUAAUUAUAAUUUUACAGGAUCCUGAUGAAUCAUGAUGCGUUCUUUGCUCAUGAAAUAUUCGAAUUCUGUAACAGAAUUGUAUGAUUUUUUUUUAUUCUUCAGCAAAAACGGCCAAUGUCUGCGCGAUCGACUGACUUUUGGCGAAUCGAGUCGUGAACGUUUACUGCCAUCGUCACUGGCUUUUCUGUCCUCAGCUUACUAAGCGGACGGUAGCGCGCAAAAGUCUUACUCUAGAUAUUUCUAUCACUGCGAGGUUCUUUCGUUGAUUAAUCUCUCAAACGUUUCGGGCGGCGUGACUCGCCCAAUUAUAUAUCACGCGAUUAUCUCAGAAUACACAUUAUGGUUUAUUAUGUAUAAUAAUAUGUACAUUUAUUACAUGCGGUAUAUUUUUCAGAUUUAAUAUGUACAUAAAAAUUAAGAA
Molecule: messenger RNA, 3812 nt
Organism: Wasmannia auropunctata (little fire ant)
Lineage: Eukaryota; Metazoa; Arthropoda; Insecta; Hymenoptera; Formicidae
Product: PWWP domain-containing protein 2A-like
Exons: 7
Coding region: 158-2434 (758 amino acids)
Cellular component (GO): nucleus; chromocenter
Molecular function (GO): chromatin binding
Source: RefSeq, a predicted model, not a curated record